Messenger RNA from Helicoverpa armigera (cotton bollworm), 6354 nucleotides. RefSeq names its product protein tramtrack, alpha isoform. The record is from RefSeq and is a predicted model, not a curated record. Gene Ontology annotation, molecular function: protein binding. Gene Ontology annotation, biological process: regulation of transcription by RNA polymerase II. Bases 890 to 2977 code for a protein of 695 amino acids. The transcript is spliced from 18 exons. Lineage: Eukaryota; Metazoa; Arthropoda; Insecta; Lepidoptera; Noctuidae. Gene Ontology annotation, cellular component: nucleus.
UUUCGUAUUUUUCGCGAUUAGCGGCAAUGUAGGAAAGUCGUAAGAGGCGAUGCCGAUAAAGUCGAUUUUCGCGCGCACACAGCGACAACCCGGCCGAAUUGGAACGACUCGCUAGGAGUGUUUCGGCGGUCGAGCCGAGCGCGCCGCUGAAAUAGAUCGUAUUGUACAUAGAAAAUUCUGACAGCUCGGAACCGUCACAAGAAAAUAAUGUCGUUUUUAUUACAUUUUUUGAUAAAUUAUUAUUCUAGUUUCGGUUCGGCGGCGUUCCAACGGCCUUAUCGAUUUUCCUAUUUAGCGCGCUAUCGUAUUUUAUACAUUUUCGAAAGGUCCGCGGCGCGUCUAUGCGCUUUCGAAAAAUAUUUUACAAGUAUUUUCUCGGCGGCGAACGGACGUCGAGUGCGGUGCCGUAAAUUGGUAAUAAUUCCGUUGAUUACACAGUAAUAUAGUGUCCGAAUAUGGGUUAGUGGUGAGGAACACGGACUCUGCGAGCGUUGACUUGUGUGAUACGAUCCUAUGAAAAAUGUUUGUGUUAAGUGCAAGUUUUUAGUGCAUAGUUGUUUGAUAGUUGCGUCUGGUGCAUUCCGAUUGUGAAAGUGCACCGCUAGUGUUAUUGUGCGUUGGAUGCUGCAGCUGUGGCCACGGACCUGGGCGCACCUCGCUCACCUGGACGGUCACUCCUAUAUACCCCUACCACCGAAGGACUACAUUCCAAACGAAUUAAAUACAAAUGUACCUUAUUCUGAAAUUAUAGAACUAAGAUAUUAUAAUAAUUAAGAAAAAACAAGGAGAGAACUCGACCAAACAUUUUCUACCAAACUUGGAAUUCUCAAAUGACCUGCCUUCUCUAUACCAAAGUCUUAAGAGAUAUUUAUUUGUGGUGUUUAAUCUUAUGUUGUUGAAGAUGAUGCCUCAACAGUACUGUCUACGGUGGAAGCAUCAUCAUAGUAAUGUACAGAAUAUGUUCGCACAACUCCUCGAAAAAGAACGGUUCUGCGACGUCACCCUGUAUUGUUCGCCGAGCUUCGCCACUCAGGUAGCCGGCAAGGACACCGUGGAACCGCAGAACAUACGAGGAGUUUCUUUGAGAGCACACAGGGUGGUGUUAGCAGCAUGUUCAGAACUCCUCGGCACGCUACUAGGAGCCCACGAGGCGCAAGGAGAGCCAGUCCUCGUGAUCGAUGGAGCAGAACCCAAGCAUUUGAAGGCGUUGCUGGAUUACAUGUACACUGGGGAGAUGAAUGUGCAUCAUUCCCAACUCGCCAGUUUGCUGAAGACGGCCGAGGAGUUACGCAUCAAGGGGCUCACAGAUAUCAGGUGGAACAAUAAGGAUGAACCGCCUGAUUCUCAAGCAGGGCUAGUAGCAACAGCGACCCCAAUAGAGAAGCUCCCCGACAAGCAAGACCCCAAGCCCCCGACCAAGUUGUCCCCCAAGUCGACCCCCGAACCGGAGCCGCGGAAAAACGACUGCAGCGAUGUGGAAGUCAAACCGGGGGAGAAGUUUAAUGUUAACGGCGGCCCUCCACCCUUGAUAAAACUACCGAUGAGAGAAAAAUCAAGUCCAAUCAAAAGAGAAAACUCAGAUUCAGAUAGUCCGAGUCCCAAAAGACAGCGGCUGACAAGUUUAACGGAACACACGGACGAAGAAUGUAGCAGCAUUGUUAAAUCAGAACAUGAUCAAGAAUGGCGAUACGGAAACUUAAAAGUGUAUGAACAGGACAUAUCGGCGGAGCGGGUGGUGGGCUGGGGCAUGCGCGGCUCCCGGUCCACGUCGAGAGACGCCAGCGAUGACGAGUGGGCUGAUGCUCCGGCUGAUAUAGGCUCCUUCUUGCAUACGAAGCUGAGGGUCGAUGGUGAUAAUAGUGCUGACGAGGAAUCAAACGAGAGCUUGCCAACGCGUGCGUCUGCGGCGUCGUCGUCCGCACCAUCCGCCUCCAACGUCGAGUUACGCGUCGAGCUCGCUAAGGCACAGCUAGCGCAGUUGAAUAAAAAUACUCCAAGCAAGUCGAGUCCGGUAGACCCUCGUUUCUCGGACGUGGUGAAGCUGAGCGACUACCUGCAGCACGGGAGACGCCCGCAGUUCUGGGAGGAGAACUAUGUUAGAAGGGUGAUGGAGGCAGUAAGACUCAAAGAACUAGAAAUGAAACAAGCGGCAGAGAUCUUAGGCGUCAGCUACGGCACACUGUAUGGGAGGUAUCGCGACGUGUACGGCUGCAUCAACAGGCCUUACCGAAAUACCAGCGUUAACUCUAUCCCCUCUCCUCCUAGGGCCGUUCGUGAGUUCUGGCAAGCGAAGGGACCCUCAGAGGUCCUAGAACGACUGCAAAGGGGAGAGUUAACGCUCGACUCGGCGGCAACCGCUUUGGGAGUCAGUAUCGCGAACUUAGCAGCCCAUGUUGCUGACUUCGGAGUCCCGGAGAAAGAUAGAGCUUCGGAAGUACUUGACCGACUUCAAAGAGGGGAGAUGUCGCUUGAGUCAGCGGCCACGACUUUGGGCGUUAGUGUCGCGAAAUUGGCCGCCCAUGUCAACGACUUUGGGGUCCAAGAGAAAGGUAUGGUUGCAGACUUCGAGCCGAUCCCCAUAGAAGUGGAUCCGUCGCUGAAGAUGCGCUCGCGCACCUAUAGCGCGGGCGCCGCCAAGACUGCCAGGAAACAGGCUACGAGUUGUACUGUUAAUACUGGGGACCAGAAGCCGCCGAAGAAGCUAGUGGUAAGCUCUGUGACAGACGAGGAGCCGAUCCCCGCGACUGUCAUCGCCGCGCACGACGCCAAGCCAGCUACCGGCAACAGAAAAUGGCCAUCAAUAAGAGUAGCGAGUCUCGACUCUCUCAGAGGGAACGAUCCCCCCUCCACCGCGCCUAACCCAGCCCCCACCCCCGCCCCCGCCUCGCCCUCCGCCCUCAUGCGGACGCGGCCCGACUUGACCAUCGUCGCAGCCCGACGAGUCCCGGACAAAACCGACGAUGACGUCACCACGUGAUGAACCAAUCACAACGGAUAGAACUAUACGACCCGUGCUCUAGUGACAAAGUGCCCUUUUUAAACUCCACGAAGGUUUCAUUCUUCGCGUUUGACAGAUGACGUGUUUGCAGUUUGACAGGUGACUUUUGUGACAGCUGUCUGUUUCGGCGGGAGUUUUGACGUUUAAGUGAUGGUGAUUUGUUUUUUGUGUUGUUUUGGUAUGUUGACAGCUUGUAUGAUUCCGUCACUGUCUGUUGUUUUGAAGAAGGUGAAAAAAUUGAGUUGAUAGAUGCUACUUUGCUUUCGUGAUUUUGCACGUAAUGCAUAUGAGAAGAUUAUUCUUUUUGACAUUAUAAAGAGUUGCAUGUAAAAUACAUAAUUUAUAUCCAUGUAGUGUAAAAGUAAAAACUUUAGCAGCCUCUUCGAUAUUUUUUAUGUUUAUUUUCUUAAAAUUGUUACUAAGACGCGGGUCAUGUCCUAAAUUAUUAUGAAACUAAGCUAUGACCAAACAAUAUUUAAUACUUAGAAUGAAAAAAAAAACAUUUUCAUACACUCAGAAUUUUGUUAUAAACUUUUAAAAAAGUUAUAAUAAAAAAAGACGAACUCACUAAUCUCAAAAACAGAAUAUAUUAAAAUAUAUUAAUAAUAUGGUAUUGUCUUUUUUAAUUUAAAAUAUCUAAAUAUGUUUGCGAUUAAAACACAUACAUAUUUAUUGUAAUCAAUGUAACUGAAUUAUUUAUUUAAACUUGACAAAUAAAAAAUAUAUAUAAGAAUAAAUUGAUUAACUAUAGUUCCUCUGAGAUUUUCGACCUUGAAUUCUUAUGAAUUUGAAGAAAAAUAUAUAUAAAAAAUCCUGGUCAGUUGCACCAUUUAACUAUAACGAUAACCGAACCAUUUUCAGUUGUGAAAUCACCGAUUUGACCAAUGGGCGGUUAAUCCGUCGUACCACAAAAACUUUUAAACGUCAGUUUAACACCUGUCUAAAAAAAUGAGAGAUUAUGACGUUGAAAUAAGGUCCAUUUUGCAGCCACACUUUUUUUUAGACAAGUGUUCGACAGAUGUUUAAGUUUUUUUUUGUAAGACUACUUAUGCUUUGGUUAUCGUUAUAGUUAAAUAGUACAACUCACCGUUGGGAUUAUAAAAUGUCCGAAAUAGUUAAUGGGACGUUACGUCAAAGUUUGACAGUUAAAACAAUAUGGCGGAAUGUCAAUGAUUCUUAAAUUAAAAUAUUUCGGAGAACUAUAGCCAAUCAAAACAGUUAAUAUUGUAGUAAUUAUUAUUAUUACUUUCCAUUUAGUAUAGUUUAUUUACGACUGAUAUAAUUUGUGACCAACUGGCUGUUGUUUCAAAUAUUUAAAAAAUAAGUAGCGCAUCAAGUACUUCUGUAAACAGGUAAAAAUAAUGAUUUAGUUUCUACAGUAGACUAGUAUCACUAUAACAAUAGUUAUCCGUAAAAGUAUAGCAGUUUCCUAGUUUUAAGUACACAUACAGACAAAAUUUAAAACAACAGCCUUAACCGGAAGACAGAUAACACAGGAUGCACAUUUCCAUAGAUUAAAAAAAAUCAAAUGAGUAUUAUAAUGAAAAAAAAAACUCAACUUGUAACUUUAGAGUAUAUAAUAGUUGUAAUAUAUAAUCAUUUUUUAUUAAUAUAUUAUUAUAAUAGAUUUAGAUAUAAAUAUUAUAUAGUAGAGAAGUAUAUUAGAGAUAUACAUACAUAUAUAUUUUUUAACACUCGCUGUUUUCUAGAGGCCUUCGCGAAGACGGUCAUAGGUAAAUAUUUAUUGCUUACAGGAUGUUUAAUAUUGUAACUAGUUUAAACUGGAAUUUUCUUAUGUUUUUUAUCGCUUCAGCAAUUUUGAUUUUACCGUUAAAAAACUUGCAGGUUUCCUGUUUAGCUCAGUAUUUAUAGAUAAUAAUAUUCCUAAUACUCAUUUCCUAUCGAACUUUCUUAGUAGAAAAAAUAUUUAUUUUUAUAGGAAACUUAAUAUUUUUAAGAAAUAUUACUUACCUACUGCUUUCUCUGCACCACGCACGUGGGACAUUAAAAAUGGCUGAUUAUGAUAUUUUGCACAUAUUUUUCUUCAAUCAUCAUCUGCCUAGCCUUUUCCCACCUAUAUUAGGGUUGGCUUUCAGUCUAACCGGAUACAGCUAAGUACCAGUGUUUUACAAGGAGCGACUAAUACUUUUCUUCAAAAAAUUUAAAUGUACCUGUCAUAUUCUUAUUUAAGCAUGUUACAAUAUUAAAUAAACCUGUAUAGCAAAGUUGCGGGCACCAUAAUCCUAAUCUCCAAUAAGACUAUCACUUUGAUAAUCUAACAAUAUAUCGAGUUUAUCCUCAAAUAUAUCGAUAGCUCGUAUCGAUACUGGCACCUCUAGUAUAACUUAAAUACAUCAUCAUCAUCUCCCGAGCCUCCUAACUAUGUUGGGGUCGGCUUCCAGUCUAGCCGGAUGCAGCUGAGUACCAGUGCUUUACAAGGAGCGACUGCCUACCUGAACUCCUCAACCCAGUUACCCGGGCAACCCAAUGCCCCUUGGUAAGACUGGUGUCAGACUUACUGGACUACCUGACUGCAAGAGAUCGGGAGAUGAUGAUGAAAAAAAUAUAUAAUGGAUACAGGAACCUUUUUUUGGGACUUAUUUUAUAAAUCAUAAAUCCAUUCAUUAUUUAUUUAUUAUUUAGAUCAAUUUAUUUAACUAGAUAAUUUUAUAAAAGAUUUUUUUUCUUUAAAAAUACCAAAUCAUAUAUUUCUUUUUGUACCUAUCUCCCGCUAGAGGCGCUAGUGUCGACUCAAAAAGCUAAAAAAAACUAAAUCAAUUUGACAUAAUUAUCCUCACUAGAACUAAAAAUAUAUUAUACAACAAGAAAUAAAUUAAUAUAUAUUUGUAUAUUAUAAUAAAAAAAAUAUAAAAUAAACUGUCGAAUCCAUGAAAAACCGUCGUUGUAAUUUGUAAUAUAAGUUGUAGAUAUAUAAUGGCGAAUAUAUAGAGAAAUAUAUAAAAAUAUUUAUAUAAUAACUUUGUUCCUCUGACUUAGAUAAUAUGUGCUUUAUUUUGUGUUAACUUGUAGCAAUAUAAAUAACAUAUUUUACUCUACUAUUAUUUUUCUUCAUUUUCGUCCGCCUCUCUGAAUUACAUUGACAUAUAUCUACAUCAAAUAUUAUUUUUCAUUAUAACUAUUAUACUGAAAUUUCGUGAAAAACUGUUCAGCCGUUUUGUAUGUCUUCUUGACUUCUUCUGAUAAUUGCUACUUGCUAACAUUAAAUAAGCAAGUUAGGAAGUUAUUAUUAUAUUUAAUUAUAUAAUUUGUAUAGAUUUAAUAUUGUUUCAUGUCUUGUAAAGAAAUCCAUUAUUAAUACGGUUUGUGUAUAUGAUCCAAAAGAAUAUAUAUAAAAA